GAGAUGGAUCUGGAACACGAAGCUGAGAGAAGGUUCAUCUGCGAAUAUCUUAAUUUAUUGAAGCCCCUAAAACCAGAAGUAGAUGUCUCAACAGCUACUCAUAUUCUCCUGACUGGUAAUCCAGACUUUGCAGGUUUAUCCAGAUAUAUUCUUCCUGCCUACCUUCUCGACUUCGGUCCUGUAGUGCUGGGCAAAGUCGCCUGUCGUCGAGUCCACGUUCGCAAUCCUAACUCUUGGCCUAUUGGGUUCGCUUUCGAUCGAAUUAGCCUCACCAAAGCUUCACGGUUUGGCUUUAAUUUGUCCUCGCCUAUAAGACACGAGAAUCUGUUAAGUCAAGGUGCAACGACCCUCGACUUUGUGUUCGACCCAAGUGCUGCCAAAUUGGAUCCGGGCCACUUCUCUUUCCGACUGAUGGCAAAGAUUAAUAAUGGGCCCCAAGUUCCACUAAUUCUAACAGGUGAAGCCGUUAUGCCGCAGCUAAUUGUCAGUCAAGAAUGUGUGAAUUUCGGUACCCUCCAUCUAGGCCAGGCUCGUCUCAUUACUAUCCAACUGUCCAACCCAUGCCGUAUUAGAGUCGCCUGGGCCGAUGUAACUGGCCAACCUCUUGCCACUAAAGUCCUGAAUACAAACGCCAUAGUCGGCCAAAAUGUGUUAUCCUCCAGCCUGAGAGGUCAUCGCAGAUAUUCAGCCUGGGAAAAUAGACAAGCCGGCGGCAAAAGGAUCGGAGGUGCGAGGGCUCUCCCUCCGAAUUUUGAGAUUGUUCCCAUUUCAGGGAGCCUAGACCCUGGAGAGAAACGCAACAUACAGAUCAAAUUUGUGCCAAGUGAAGGGCGCAUCUACUCAGAACGUCUCUUUAUACAGCCAUUACAGAGUGUGCAUCGCAUCUGCCUCUCCUGCCAAGGUGAGGGCUUGGAACCACGUCUUGACUUCAGUCUUGGCAUGAUUGAGUUUCGACCGGUGCUGCCCGAGUGCAUUGGAGAUGAGAGAAAUGUUAUAGUCACAAAUCCAUGUAGCUUCCCCAUUGAGUUCUAUAGCUCGGAUUUUGAUCCAAUCUACAAAGAAGAGGAUGAGAUUCUCCGCCAUAUUGGGAGCGAGGUUUAUGACCAAUAUGGUCACAUUCUGCUGCCUCCAAGAGAACCAGGAAAGCCACUUCCACCAGACUUUAUCACCUGGUACAGAGCAUGCGAGGCGGUACGCAGGCAGUCCGGCCAGGUUUCGGGAGCUGGUGCCGCUGUCACUGGAAGUCGGCAGUCACAUAUUUGCCAGAAUUUGCCCGAAGAAGAUGAGGAAGAGGGGAAUGUAGCGGUUACGGACGCAGAAGCUGGGGCCAGCAGUCUUGUUGAGACGAAGAACACUCUCGAGGAAAAAAAGAUAGGGGGAGGAGCAACGGUAACCAAACUGCCCUAG
Molecule: messenger RNA, 1407 nt
Organism: Protopolystoma xenopodis
Lineage: Eukaryota; Metazoa; Platyhelminthes; Monogenea; Polystomatidea; Polystomatidae
Source: the annotation of a GenBank genome assembly